This is a messenger RNA of Penicillium chermesinum, 1464 nucleotides long. Its product is annotated as Hsp70 family protein. Lineage: Eukaryota; Fungi; Ascomycota; Eurotiomycetes; Eurotiales; Aspergillaceae. The record is from RefSeq and is a predicted model, not a curated record. The transcript has 11 exons. The coding region runs from base 1 to 1464 and encodes 487 amino acids.
AUGAAGCCCUCUGAGAGAGUAUUCCCAGUGAUGGCAUCCAGGAGUGGACCGAAGCUUGUGGUAGGGAUUGAUUUCGGAACAACAUUCAGCGGCAUUGCGUGGGCGUUAGAAGCCUGCCCAGAGGAGAUCGAAGUCAUUCAGAAGUGGCCGGACGGACGGAAUAGAUCGUUACAAAAAGUCCCUAGCUGCCUCACGUACGGCACCUCUGCUGUGAACUGGGGCUACCAGGUGAAUGACGAGGUGCAUCCAAAUGCAAUCAGGGGCUUGAAACUGCUGCUCGACGAUAGCAAGCCUGUGACAUAUAGGCCAUCUAUCGAGGCCAAAAGUCAUUUGAAGUCCCUUGGAAAAUCUACCGUGGAUGCAAUUGCAGACUAUCUCCGAGCUUUGGUGGGACAUGCGAAGGAGAUUCUUAGACGACGUUUCGAUAGCGCACUGGACAUCAUGGAGAUCCAGUAUAUAUUAACUGUCCCUGCGGUGUGGUCGGACAAGGCAAAGGAUUUGACAAUGCAAGCUGGUUGCCGAGCCGGCAUUCCUCGUGCUCAGCUGUCCUUGUUAUCGGAACCAGAGUCGGCGGCGAUAUAUGCGAUCCGCGCAAUUCAGCCAAAUACGAUGGCGAAGCAUGGGGAUUGCAUUAUUGUGUGUGAUGCUGGCGGUGGCACAGUGGAUCUCAUUACAUACGAAAUCACUCAAACAGAGCCCUUAAGGUUACAAGAAGUCACGGAGGGAACAGGGGGUAUUUGUGGGUCAGUCCUCUUAGAUCACUGCUUCGAGGAACUACUUGCUCAGACCGUGGGUGAGAAAAUGCAUAUGUCAAUCCCAAGGGCUGCGAGGCUAGUUGCUCUGAACUACUGGCAAGACAAUAUCAAAGCGAACUAUACAGGCCCGGAAUUAGAAGAAUACCUUGAUGUGGGCUAUGCUGUUCCAUUGCCGGGAGCGCCUGACGUACCCGGAAUCAUUGAGGGAGGAUUUUGGAAUCUCGAAAGAAAGGUUAACGAUACCGGCCUCAACGCAAAGGCCAUCAUUCUUGUCGGAGGGCUUGGAUCGUCAGAUUACAUUCACAAGCGUCUGGAAACCAAAUUUAGCGAUCUUAGGGGUGAUGCAGCCAAUGAAUGCAUGGUCCGCUGUUGUUCGGGGGCUACAAUAAACGAAAACGAGCCAGUGCGGCUCAGUUUCUAUCGAAACGUUGAUAUCAACGGUUCUUUCAAAUUCUGCGAUGAACUCAGCUUUUGUGUGACCGAGACUGCCCCGAGUCAGCUCAAUAAAGCCGUUUCUCCGCUUUGUGAGCUCAACGCCGACCUCGACAAGAUACCCAAAGAGCUAUUUGAGAAGCAUAAAAACUCAACCGGGCUGGAAUUUUACCGUGUUCACUUUGAUCUGGUUCUCACGCCAACAUCUGCAUCACUUUUAUUCCACCUUGAAUUCAACGACGUUGAGUAUGGGAAGGUUCGAGCUCGCUAUUAUUAG